Messenger RNA from Alternaria novae-zelandiae, 330 nucleotides. RefSeq lists its product as uncharacterized. The record is from RefSeq and is a predicted model, not a curated record. The transcript is spliced from 2 exons. Bases 1 to 330 code for a protein of 109 amino acids. Lineage: Eukaryota; Fungi; Ascomycota; Dothideomycetes; Pleosporales; Pleosporaceae.
AUGAGCUACGAACAUCCACUACCCAUGCCAGGCGCAUGGCCAUCAGACGACACAAACCCCACCUCCCCUCUAACCUUCACCCUCUCCAACUUCAUCUCCGCCGCCGGCAUCGCCCAAACCUACAUCGAAACCACGCUCCAGCAAUCCAAAUCCCUAGUCUGGCUCUCCGAAAUCAUGACAAACAUGACGCUGUUCACCUACGCCGAGGAACUCGUUGAGAAAUCAGUGGCUUCCCGCCUCCGCUGGCCGAUGGGGUCAUACUGUCUUAUACUUUGGAGGAAGUGGGGUUACUUCGGGCGAUACUACGGUAUUCGCGGGAAACUGGAUUAG